This is a messenger RNA of Ceutorhynchus assimilis (cabbage seed weevil), 2322 nucleotides long. The record is from the annotation of a GenBank genome assembly. NCBI's taxonomy places the organism in Eukaryota, Metazoa, Arthropoda, Insecta, Coleoptera, Curculionidae.
AUGUUCCAGGAAAAGGGCCAGUUAAAGUUCGAGGACAAAUGGGUCCACAUGCGUCCCAUAGUUUUGAAACUUUUGAAACAAGAACCAGUGUCUCCGGCUGAAUGGCAAGAAUUGUUCUACGAUGUCCAUUUGGUGUGUUUGUGGGACGAAAAGGGCCCCGGGAAAUUGAGGGAUCACCUUCACGAGGAUAUAGUACAAUUUAUUAAACAGGCACAGAAUAGGGUGUUGGCUCAGAGGCAAGAAGAGGCUUUGUUGAAGGCUUAUAUUGCUGAAUGGAGGAAGUUUUUUACUCAGUGUAAUUAUUUACCGACACCUUUUAGGCAGCUAGAAAGUAGCCUGCAAGGUAAAACCACAUCAGCGGGAACAAGUAUGCAAAGCAAUAAUAACAAAAAAGGCGCCUCGGACGAGAGUAUAGUAAGAAAACUAAUGUUAGACAGUUGGAACGAAAGUAUAUUUAGUGAUAUAAAACACAGAUUACAAGAAAGUGCUAUGAAAUUGGUGCAUGCUGAAAGAAAUGGGGAGGCUUUCGACUCACAACUGGUCAUAGGUGUUAGGGAAUCGUAUGUAAACCUCUGUUCAAACUCUGAAGAUAGAUUAGAGAUUUACAGAGAAAACUUCGAAGCAGCCUACAUCCAAAGUACGGAAAUGUUCUAUCGGAUGAAAGCUCCCGAACAUUUAGCCAACAAUGGAGUUCUAGCUUACAUGCGAUACGCUGACGCAAAAUUGCGCGAAGAAGAAGCCAGGGCUCAGAGAUAUUUAGAAGCAGGCAGCAAUGGAGUGAUCCAAUGUUGCGUUAAAGUGUUAGUAGGUAAUCCGUUGUCGGUAUUGUUAGCAGAAUGCGCUGCGCUCAUUAAAGACGGAGAAACUGAAAGACUGCAAUUGAUGUUUAGGUUAUUAGAAAGAGUACCCGAAGGUGUACAGCCGAUGCUUAAAGAAUUGGAAAAUCAUAUUACUCAGGCGGGCUUGGCUGAUAUGAUUGCGGCAGCUGAUAUAAUAACGCAAGAUUCUGAAAAAUAUGUCGAAAGAUUAUUGGAGUUGUUUAGGAAAUUUAGUAAAUUAGUCCAUGACGCCUUUUCAGACGAUCCAAGGUUUUUAACGGCCAGAGAUAAGGCGUUUAAGUCUGUGGUCAAUGACACAACUGUGUUUAGGUUAGAAUUAGGUACGGGUAGAAGUAUAGCGGGAAAAGUGGUUACACCGGAGAGUAAAUGCCCAGAAUUAUUGGCCAAUUUCUGUGAUAUGUUACUUAGGCGGACGCCGUUAUCCAAAAGACUUACCAGUGAAGAAAUCGAAUCGAGAUUAAGAGAUGUAUUGCUAGUCCUUAAAUAUGUAUCAAAUAAAGAUGUUUUUAUGAGGUAUCAUAAGGCACAUUUAACAAGAAGGCUAAUAUUAGACGCUAGUGCCGACAGUGAAAAGGAAGAGGAUAUGGUUGAAUGGUUAAGAGAAGUUGGCAUGCCUGCAGAUUAUGUUAAUAAAUUAGCCAGAAUGUUCCAAGACAUAAAAGUAAGCGAAGAUUUGAAUGCCCAAUUCAGAACUUCAACUGAACGUCAUGAUGCUAUAAAUAUUAAAAUUUUAAAUGCUGGUGCAUGGGCGAGAGGAUCUGAAAGAGUGACAGUCAGUUUACCAGUGGAACUUGAAGAUUAUAUUCCAGAAGUAGAAGAUUUCUAUAAGAAAAAACAUUCCGGGAGAAAAUUGCAAUGGUACCAUCAUAUGAGCAAUGGAACGAUAACAUUUUCCACUAAUAGCGGCAAGUUCGAUUUGGAUGUUACCACUUUUCAAAUGGCCGUGCUGUUUGCGUGGAACCAAAGAACACACGAUAAAAUCACCUAUGAAAAUCUCAGGUUAGCCACAGAGUUACCAGAUGGAGAAUUGAGAAGGACUUUAUGGUCGCUAGUAGCUUUUCCCAAAUUAAAAAGGCAACUUUUACUGUUUUGCGGUAUAGCGAGUGCCCCAAAAGAUUUCGAUGAACACACAGUGUUUUGGGUCAAUCAAGAAUUCGCCCUAAUCAAAAACGGAAAAACACAAAAAAGAGGGAAAGUUAAUCUGGUUGGUAGACUGCAAUUGAGUACAGAAAGGUCCCAAAUCGAAGACAACCAGUCUAUCGUCCAAUUGAGAAUAUUACGAACGCAGGAAGCGAUAAUAAAAAUCUUGAAAAUGCGCAAACGGAUAUCAAACGCCGCUUUACAAACAGAACUUGUGGAUAUUUUGAAAAAUAUGUUUUUACCCUCGAAGAAAAUGAUCAAGGAACAACUAGAGUGGCUCAUUGAAAACAAAUAUAUGCGUCGCGACGAGGACGACAUCAACACUUUUAUUUAUAUGGCGUAG